AUGGCUAAAGAGGCGCCAGCCUCGGUGCGGUUCAGAAAUAUGGGCAGCAUCGUGGUUAAAUGCGCGGUGACAGAUUUGGCCAUUCAGUGGGCUCUCUGGGCUGUGUCAACCAUUCUCCAGACCGAGAAGUUUUACGAUUUGGCAGGAUCGGGGACUUUAAUCAUAUUGACUCACCUGAGUUACAGGUGGAAUGGCACUAGUUUCCUGAGACAGCGAAUACAUGGUGCAUUGAUAACUACAUGGGGCUUAAGACUGGGCUUGUUCCUGUUCCUAAGAAUGUUAAAGGAAAGCCAGGAUCGACGCUUCAAUCACCUUCGCAACAAUCCUAAAAACUUAUUUGUUUAUUGGACUAUUCAAGGUAUUUGGAUCUUCCUCACACUCCUUCCAACACUAAUUUUAAACACUCAGAAAAAGGACAUACCUCUGUGUGCCCGAGACUUCAUAGGAUGGGCAAUCUGGGCUUUCGGCUUUAUUCUGGAAGCAAUUGCAGACCAGCAGAAGUGGAAUUUCAGAAGUAGCAUUAUAAGUGCUGACAGAUUCAUUCGCCAUGGGCUCUGGGCGUACAGCCGACAUCCAAACUACUUCGGUGAAAUGCUUCAGUGGACUGGCCUGUUCAUCUCUGCUUCCACUGUAAUGAAGGGAAUGGAGUACAUCAGUGUCUUCUCUCCAGUAUUUCUGUGGUUCUUACUCACCCAUAACUGGUGGUCAAUGGGUUUCUCGGUCAACAAGCCACUUUUUUAAAAAGGAAAAGGAGAUCCGGAACAUGUCUUCUCAACUGAUGACCCCAAUGCCUUAAGAUUCUUACCGUGUUACAUUUUGUUUUACAACCCUGAUGUAAUAGAAUUACAGUGGAAUGGUGAGGAGAAACAUUGUUUCUAACCCUCAGUUUAAAAAUAGUUUUGGAACAAAAAGUUACUGGAAGUUAAUAGUUCUCAAUGUCACUUAUUCAAGGAAAAAGGUCACCAAUUCAUCAGGAAUUUUUGCAACAGUUGUACACAACUUCUCACCCUCAGGUGAAUAAAGAACUCCCACUAAAUCAAGGACCAAUCUAAGCGAGAAAUUUAGCAAGUUUUGCACAAUGUUCAUUGAAGUUGAGACAUAUUUUUAAAAUCCACAAAUAGCCUGAUGUAGGAUGAACUGCUGCCUUGUUACACCUGCACAACAGCCUGAUUUACAAAGUGAGAUCUAUGGAACAGGUCAUGCAGAUUUUCCAAGUGACAUUGUUUGAAGUUCCUCAACUGUUUAAGAAAAUAAA
Molecule: messenger RNA, 1255 nt
Organism: Pristis pectinata (smalltooth sawfish)
Lineage: Eukaryota; Metazoa; Chordata; Chondrichthyes; Rhinopristiformes; Pristidae
Exons: 7
Coding region: 1-741 (246 amino acids)
Biological process (GO): lipid metabolic process
Cellular component (GO): membrane
Molecular function (GO): oxidoreductase activity, acting on the CH-CH group of donors
Source: RefSeq, a predicted model, not a curated record